This is a messenger RNA of Salvelinus sp. IW2-2015, 3700 nucleotides long. Its product is annotated as RAC-beta serine/threonine-protein kinase. Lineage: Eukaryota; Metazoa; Chordata; Actinopteri; Salmoniformes; Salmonidae. Gene Ontology annotation, biological process: protein phosphorylation. Gene Ontology annotation, molecular function: ATP binding; protein serine/threonine kinase activity. The record is from RefSeq and is a predicted model, not a curated record. Gene Ontology annotation, cellular component: cytoplasm; nucleus.
AGACCUGUCAGUGUUCUCCUGUCCCCCUACCCACUAGCAGACCUGUCAGUGUUCUCCUGUCCCCCUGCCAACCUAGCAGACCUGUCAGUGUUCUCCUGUCCCCCUGCCAACCUAGCAGACCUUUCAGUGUUCUCCUGUCCCCCUACCAACCUAGCAGACCUGUCAGUGUUUCCUGUCCCCCUACCAACCUGGCAGACCUGUCAGUGGUCCUAGCAGACCUGUCAGUGUUCCUAGCAGACCUGUCGGUGUCCUACUGUCCCUCUAACCAACCUUGCAGACCCUGUCAGUUGCUCUUUGUGUUUGUCCCAGGCCCUCCUCUAGAUGUGCUGCUUUUGUCCAUUGGACCUCUGCAUCCUAGUUCAGAGUAUCUACUACUCCUUAGUAACAGUACCCUCAUCACAGCUGGUUUACCAUCUCCCUAUGUGACCUGGGCCAUAGUGUGUGUUGGUGCGUUUUCUGCUCCAUUCUCUGCCCGUUCUUCAUCUAAAACCGUUGUGCAGACCAUGAGUGACUUUGACUACCUGAAGCUGCUGGGGAAGGGGACGUUUGGUAAGGUGAUCCUGGUGAAGGAGAAGGCCACAGGGAUGUACUACGCCAUGAAGAUCCUGAGGAAAGAAGUCAUAAUCGCUAAGGAUGAGGUAGCACACACGGUAACAGAAAGCAGAGUCCUUCAGAAUACGAGGCAUCCCUUCUUAACGACACUAAAAUAUGCGUUCCAAACACAUGACCGGCUAUGCUUUGUGAUGGAAUAUGCAAACGGAGGAGAGCUGUUCUUUCACUUGUCGCGGGACCGCGUGUUCACAGAAGACCGGGCACGGUUCUACGGUGCGGAGAUUGUGUCUGCGCUGGAGUACCUCCACUCACGGGACGUUGUCUACAGAGACCUUAAGCUGGAGAACUUAAUGCUGGAUAAAGAUGGGCACAUAAAGAUCACAGAUUUUGGACUGUGUAAAGAGGGAAUCACAGACGGGGCUACCAUGAAGACCUUUUGUGGUACUCCAGAAUACCUUGCACCUGAGGUAUUAGAGGACAAUGACUACGGCCGAGCGGUGGACUGGUGGGGUCUGGGUGUGGUCAUGUACGAGAUGAUGUGCGGUCGACUGCCCUUCUACAACCAGGACCAUGAGCGGUUGUUUGAGCUCAUUCUCAUGGAGGAGAUCCGCUUCCCCAAGAACCUGGCCCCCGAAGCCAAGGCCCUGCUUGCUGGCCUGCUCAAAAAGGACCCCAAGCAGAGGCUUGGAGGUGGACAAGAAGAUGCCAAAGACGUGAUGACACAGAAGUUCUUCACCAGCAUCAACUGGCAGGAUGUGGUAGAGAGGAAGCUCUUGCCUCCCUUCAAGCCCCAGGUGACGUCAGAGACGGACACCCGCUACUUUGACGACGAGUUCACAGCACAAACCAUCACCGUAACGCCCCCGGACAAAUACGACAGCUUAGACUCAGAAGACCAGAACCAGCGCACACACUUCCCUCAGUUCUCUUACUCCGCCAGCAUACGGGAGUGACCUCUCUCACAUGCGUGCACACACACACUCACAUGAGCAAGCAGGCUAACACACGUUCACACACACUCGCACUGCUGGGGAAUUGGGAUGACACAAACUGACACUCUCUCUCUCAAACAAACACACUUGCACAACACACGCACUCUGACACCGAGAAGCGGUGAAAACAUGGAUCCUAGAGCAUGACGUGAUGACUGACCUCAGCAGGCCUGUGUGGAAAGACUGGCCGUCUUGUCUCUCAUUCUGACGGGACCAGGUGGAACCGGACAGGGCUGCUCUUAGCCAUGCCUGCAGGACCCUGCCUGUCUACCCACCACACUACUACUACUACACUGGGUGCAUCAACAGCACUUCACCAUCCCUGGGUUAUGCCAGCAGAUACCACAUCAUCACCAGCCGAACGCAUGCUGCACCUAUCCAACACACACACUCUGACAAGCAACACCUAAAACCUCCCAUACACUGCUGAUUUUUCUUUUUUACUACUGGAUAAAAAACAAGUCCAAACAAAUGUAGAAACACAUGAAAGGAGAAAUAUUUUUAAACWAAUUUUUCUUUUGAUUGUUACGGUUUUAAAAGCCAUAUUUCUGCAAAAGAAAAUACGAGUGCUCUUGCUGAAAACUUGCUGUUACAAAUCGUGUGAACUGUUCCUACAGAGGGAAAGCUGGUCGGGGAGAGAAUGAGGGGUAAGAAGGUGUGUGUACCUCGGAAGGUAGCCAUUUCCCUGCUUGCACUCUGCAUGUGUGAAUGAAUGUGUUUGGGUGUGUGGAAGGAGAAUGUAUGAACAACCAUUUGAAUCUCAACGUCUGUUUUACGUUUAUGCAUUUGCAUGUAUCUGUUUUGGAUACUGUAUGACGGCUAAACGAGGAGAGUAUUAAAGGGAAAGAAGAGAGAUGGUGGAGUUGUAGCUUCCCUGUGGAUUGACUUGUUCCUCUGGUGGUUAGAAUGCUCAGGAUGGAAAAAAGAGAAGGGGGAAGAGUAGAAGUGACCACAGCAAUUAACAUUGUUCCAGUAGCUGUCACGUUCUGAGCAGAAAUAUCCAGGAGGAAUAGCUGUCACGUUCUGAGCAGAAAUAUCCAGGAGGAAUAGCUGUCACGUUCUGAGCAGAAAUAUCCAGGAGAAUAGCUGUCACGUUCUGAGCAGAAAUAUCCAGGAGGAAGAGCGGUCACGUUCUGAGCAGAAAUAUCCAGGAGUAUAGCGGUCACGUUCUGAGCAGAAAUAUCCAGGAGUAUAGCGGUCACGUUCUGAGCAGAAAUAUCCAGGACAAUAGCUGUCACGUUCUGAACAGAAAUAUCCAGGAGGAAUAGCUGUCACGUUCUGAGCAGAAAUAUCCAGGACAAUAGCUGUCACGUUCUGAGCAGAAAUAUCCAGGAGAAUAGCUGUCAAUCAUUUGUUCCAAACUUUUCACUUUUUAUUUUGAAUUAUUGAUGUAAAGAUCUUAUUUUUUUWAACUUWUUUUUUAAGAUAAUUUGGAUGUUCCCAUAUUUAAGAAUGCAAACUAUUAAAUCAUGGAUCACUGAUUAUAUGUGAUGAGGCUAGACUGACUGAUAGAAAAUUGGCUUCAGUUAUUUAACGGUCGAUAUUGAAGGUUGUGGUUCGUAUUUUCAAGGCAAUGUAAGUGACAGAUUAAGUCCUUUGUCGGGAUGUCAGAGUAGGACCAUUGAACUAGGGUUGGGGUUAGUUCAAUUCAGUUAAUGUAGGAAGUCAACUGAGUUAACGUCAUGGAUUGAAAUGUAAUUGUUCCCAACCCUGGUGUGAAACAGAUGCUGUAUAUAAUGACAAGAUGGUCUUGUCAUUGCCCUAACAAUGGGAGUUGUUGUCUCAAAGGCAGAAAAGCAGUCGUUCUGCUUAUCGCUGUAUUCCCGUGUGGACAGAUUUGUAUAUUUUUCUCUCUUACCUCGCCUCUUCCUCUCUGUGUGAACUUCCCACAAUUCACCUGUCCUGAAUGCAUGUGUACACCCCAUGUCUGGCCUGUAGAGGAGUGGUUCGGGUGAAACAACCAUUGUGUUUCACAGUCAAGUGCUGUGAUGUAUUUCAUUUUUGUUGCCCUUUUCAAAGAUUCCUUCACUCAAGGACCAUUAAGACCAUGUUUCUUUUCAUUGAUUUGUUUUUGUUUUGUGGUUCACCUAUUCCUUACUUUGGGAGACAUUGUCUCAUUUAAUUUUAUAUUAUAUAAAUUAAAUUUAAACGUUUUU